Acaulospora colombiana is the source of this 600-nucleotide messenger RNA. The record is from the annotation of a GenBank genome assembly. NCBI's taxonomy places the organism in Eukaryota, Fungi, Glomeromycota, Glomeromycetes, Diversisporales, Acaulosporaceae.
AAGCGGUUUCUCGGUCUACGCCUGGACACAGCCAACUCUCGUUCUUCGAUAGAUAACAAUGAGUUCUGUACGCCCACCACUCAUCCUGAUAAUCAGGGUGUGACCCCGCAAACAACCUCUCCAUGGAGGAUACCGUCCUUGGACUCUCCCACCAACGGCAUAUCAAUUGAUGAUGAACCUAUCCCCAAUCCGUGUCUUCCUCCUACCACAAAUAGUCCAAUAGGGCGUACCUUCAUUUCGCCUAGACCUCCUCCCACUCUUUGUGUGGAUGGCAUUGAACUGAAUGGUGAGCGGACAUCAAGCCGUGUAUCCCCGGUCGAGGCUAGUCGAAAUUACUAUCCCAAACGCGUAUUUCACGAUAAGUCCCAACGCGAGGGUAGCAGCGGCGUGUACGGGCCGUCAAUCUUUACGCAAAGCAGCAUUGAUCUCUCCGCUCCGCGUUCGGAGAUGUAUGCAGGCACCGAGGAUCCUGGAGGUUUGACCGUAGAUGAUACGACACUAUCUGUGUUUGGUCGUGGACCUGGCGGUGGUCAAAAGGGACGAGCCUACGAAUACUGGACGCCACAACUAUAUAGCAAUGGAUGGGAGGUACCCGCAUGA